Molecule: messenger RNA, 1476 nt
Organism: Melampsora larici-populina 98AG31
Lineage: Eukaryota; Fungi; Basidiomycota; Pucciniomycetes; Pucciniales; Melampsoraceae
Exons: 9
Coding region: 1-1476 (491 amino acids)
Source: RefSeq, a predicted model, not a curated record
AUGCCAUCGGAACCAACCCUUCCCACUCGAGUCCUGCGAGACCGGAAAAAGGCUACAUCAAAUUUACUACCAGCAAUCCAAGAAUCAUCAUUCCAAAACGUCGUUGAAGGUUCCGAAAAUUCUAUGAAGCGUAAAAGGACAUCUGCAGGUUCAGAUACCGGAAGUGUGACACAUGAGCUCAGAGAUGACAUACCCCAACGCCUCAAGAGCGUAGGUGUCACAGUCGGAGAAAAAUCAUCCCGUGUCCGAUUACUUGAACUCCUUGAUAAAUGCACAAAACCCAAACGGCCUAGGCUACGGGAAUCAUCAGCCUCCAGGAUUCCCUCAGCUCACGAGGUUCGGGUCAAGUCGAAAUCCUCCAACAAGCAAGAAAAGGUUCCAGUUCCAGAUUUCUCAGACGUAUCUCUCAAAGCCCAGCAGUCUUCCGCCUUGUCCAAAGAUCGUCCAGCACCAAGUGACCACGAUUUCAAUUGUCACGAGCCAUUCGAACUCAUUCAAAUGAUCAAAAAUAUUGGCUUGGAUGGCCAAGGGUUAACUAAAGAUGAACUAGUCGGUCUAUGUAAUGACUAUCGAGAUUUAACAGUUGUUAUCCCAAGGCAUUUUUUUCGGUUUGCACUUCCAGAACCGCUCUCUCCAUCGACCUCCAGGCUUGAAGGUUCUCCCGAUGAAUCCGCCGCUCACCAACCUCCCAGUCAAUGGUGCAAGACUUCAUCUCGUCAAGAUCCUACCCAGGCCACAGUCUACACUGGCACCAGCGAGAUACCCUCCAAAUCCAGAAGGAAAGGAAAGGAAAAAGCGAAUAUUGAAACAUCUAAUCUGACAUCAUCCGAUGUCUCUUUAGCUGCCGAACAGGAAAUUUCAGUAGAUUCUUCGAGCGAGGUACGAGGUAAUGACAAAUUAGAGAACACCCAAAUCUCUGACCCAGCAUCAAUCAAGCUACAAAGUAAUCAACCAGAGAAGCACAAGACACGAGACCCAGUCCCUUCUUCACGGCACGGAAAAAUCUUCGAAAAAUACUCACCAGUUGAUACUCCUAGUCUGGGGUAUCAAAGCUCAUCCAAGUCUUCUCACUGCUCCACUAGAAAAUCAAUGUCCAAAAACCUUCGACCGCGCUCAAAAAGAAAAAAGGCAACCCUGAUUUGGGAAGAUGAAGCCUCUCAGCACGAUGAAACACCAAGUGAUCGAAGCAAUUAUUCAGAUGAUUUAAUGCUAGAAACCGACGAUGAAGAUUUAAUGCUAGAAACCGACGAGGAAGAUCAACCCGAGCUACCUACUAGAAAACAAAAGACUAGACCCCACAAAUCCACACACCCUUCCACCCCCCUGAAUUCAUCAUCGGUACCUUUAACUCCAACCCCUCAUCGUGAUAAACCUAGUGUUGCUGGACAAAGCGACUGUGAGGAAUCCACACACCAACAGGAAUGGCGUCCAAAAUAUUGGACUUAUAUGUGGACAUAUACCAACAGAUCAACUUAA